AUGUCUCCAGGUGAUAAAAAGAACAAGUCCCUUGAGGACAAGGCUCCCGAACCUCUUCCCUUUCCGUACAGUAGCACUGCCGUCGAAGAGGACUGCACUCAUCAAAAGACAUCUCCACGUCCGCUAUCUUCGUCCAGAUCGGCAAGUGACGCAUAUACCAACCACCCUCGAUCCGGACAUUCCCAUUCCUUUACAGGCUCUCGCAGAGAACGUCUUCCCAGCAGACCUCCACGUCGUCCCAGAGGUCUCGGCAACCUAAAUCCUUCGCCAGCAAACAAGCAUCUCCCAGAGACACCAGAUUCUGCGGUCGCAACUCCACCAGACGUUUCGGCUUUUUCUUCACCAUUUACAAGUGGAGCAAGGGACAGUAAGAGUGACUUUUCGCCAUCCAGUCUCUCAUCACAGUCUUCUCCAACACCGCUCAACCAGAAGGACUCUGGUCUUCCCCUUUCUCGUGCGCCAAGACGAGUUCUCCGACCAGACAGCUGGUGGCAUAAGCACGGCAAUCAAUCAUCAGGUGAUUCCAGCUCUGCCAGACCUCCCCUUCGUCCUGUCAAGUCGCCGCUCCGACUUAGCAGUGAGGGACUUGCAGGGCCUCCCCCACUUCCUCAGAAGUCACCUCUUCGACCAGCGGGCCUUCCGCUUUCGCGUGACCCCACUGACACUAGCCGAACUUCUGCUGUAAGGUUUGACCCCGAACUAGAAGAAGAUAGAGCGCUCUGGGAAGAGCUAUCUCCCCCUCCUCUUCGGAUUCGAAAGACUAGACCUCCAGCAACUUCGGCCCAAACCGAAGCGGAAGAUCGACCCCGAAAGACCUUUGCUGCCGGAGAUUGCCAAGCCGUCCUUGAAUCUCCAGAACCAGAGUGUACACCACUCACCCGUGAAUUUGUUCUUCGACGCCUCCUUUCAGAAGAGUCAUUCAACGAAGCCACCAAGUAUCGCCUUGCAACACGAGUUGAAGAGAAAGAAAGAGCUGAAAUCAUCGCACACCGCAAGAAGACACUUGAAAUCCUCGAAUCCGGUCUAGAAGCGGACAAAUCUGAUACGCGAUUGAAGAGAACCAAAACUUUCAAACAACGACGUCGAGUAGGUGCGACUUUCACGAUGGAUAGUCUUCAUCCAGAAUCAGCUUCGGCUAUGACUGCGCACCGUCGUGAGGCAGUCCGUCUUGCCCAGGAACAACAGCGAGCAGUUGUGGAGAAGUGCAAGAGAUCCAAGCAGCUUGAGCCUGACUAUGCUUUUGAUGAGUUGAUUGGUAAAGGUAGCUUCGGUAGAGUGUACAAAGGACGUCAACUUUCCACGUCAAAGGUCGUUGCUAUCAAGGUCCUUGAUAUCGAUGAAGCCGACUUUCAUGCCUUUGGCGACCAUAAAGAUGAACAAAUUCGAGACUUCAACCGGGAAAUACGUAUUCUGCGACAAGCUCAAGAGAGUGGAGCGGAAAAUCUCAACCAGAUGAUCGAAGCUUUGCCCGUGCAUAGCCAGCUAUGGUUGGUGUGUGAAUAUUGCCCUGGCGGUAGUGUCAAGACCCUGAUGCGCGCUACCAACGACAGACUUUCUGAAAAGUACAUCAUCAUUGUCGCGAGAGAGUUGGCAAAGGCUCUAAAAGGUCUCCAUGAAGCAGGCAUCAUGCACCGAGAUGUGAAAGCUGCCAACGUCCUCAUUCACCAAGAAGGUCGCCUUGAACUGUGUGACUUUGGGGUUGCUACAAUUCUCGACACCCAAACAGACAAGCGAAAGACCUUCAUAGGAACUUUGCACUGGAUGCCGCCGGAGCUGUGGACAGAAAAUCCGGAGUACUCAGACGAGGUAGAUGUAUGGGAAUACGGCUGCACGAUCUACGAAUGUGCUAUGGGACGGCCGCCAAAUAGCGACCUCCGUGAACGCCAACAACUCAAGAUGAGGAUGAGACGAUUGAAGCAGGCCAUCUCUCUCCCGGAGAACGAGGACUUCAGUGAUGGUCUACGUUCUCUUGUCUCUUACGCACUUACUCCUGAUGCCGCCAUGCGACCAUCGAUGAAGGAUGUUCUACAACACGAUCUCCUCAAAGACACCGAAGGGACCCAUCCGACAAGUAUGCUCACCGAGCUCGUUCAAACAUACUACGCAUGGCUGUUCGGUGGUGGCCAAAGAAUCUCUCUAUUCAUGCCUGGUGGCGCGGCGGCUGCUUCUGCCCAAGGUCCUGAUGCCGACAUUGACCCUGAAGAUGAAUGGAACUUUAGCAUGACUCAAGAUUUCGAAAAACGCGUCUCUGCAAUCUUAGAGAUACCUGACUUUUCGAACCUGUCUCCCGACGACACCAUGUCAGGAGAACUAACACCCAAGGGGUUAACCAGACCUGGUGGUCUCUCAUCCCCAAAAGAAAUGACAGCAGUUCAAAAGGCCAAUUUUGAAGCCCGUGUCAAGCGAGGAGCGGACCUCUCGAACAUUUUUGACCAGAACAAGCCUGCCUACGAAUACAAGACCAAAACCGAUUUCAUUCCGAUUCCCGAGCAACGUCGCAUAUCCGACUUACCAUUUCGAGCCAUGCAAGAGGACCGGCCCAGCUCUAUCGCAUCCAACGUCAUUGAUCUAGGAGAUUUUGACGAAGCCGACUAUGCAGUCGCAGCUGCACCAAGAACAGAUGACAAAAUCCAGACUGCUUACGCCGCCACGCCCAUGAGAGAAGAGACCAUCAGACUUGCAGACGCAUCUACACUCCGUGAGAAGCGUGCCAAUUCCAAAGGUCCGCGGGAUCCCAAUAACCAAUCUCUAACCGCCAGAAGAGCCUCGUCUGCUGAAGUUGCCGCCCCUCCAAGCACGUCAGCGCAUGACUUUGCAAUGUCUCAAGAGGACUGGACUGUUAAGAACAGAAACAAAGCCCCUGAGCUGCAAGAGCCCGCUGAGAUCACAUCUUCUCGGCCUGGCCACGCGACAAUGGACUGGUCAUUCGCAAACGCCAUGUCCGAAGCCGCAGUCACAAUCCCACAAAUCAACGUACCGUCCGAAGAGGAGUCAACUGGUGAUGAUCUCCCAGGCCCGUCGGAAGAAGCGACCGAGGCAGAAGGUAGCUUCAAUCAAAAAACCAAGAAGCACAAUACAAUGGAUUGGUCCUUCUCUUCGGCCAUGGCUGAAGCAAAAGCUGCCGAAGACUCCGAAGAGCAAGAAGUUGCGGAAUCGUCUCCUCCACCCACCACUAUCACAUACCAGAAGCCUGCCGCGUCGAGACCGACGCCCACUCGCCCGGCCCCAUUAAUGCGCCAAAUGACCAUGCCAGUGACGAUCGGCGACUUUGCACAAGCUGAAGAACAGGAGAUCCCUCGACCGUCGACCGCCCUGUCUGAAGCGUACAGUGACGUUUCGGCCUCGUCUACGGACGUGGAUCCAUUCGGCCUUGAACGCGACGACGAUGACUCUGGUGAUCAUCCGGGGCCUGCUACAAUGGACGAAGACGUUAAUAUGGGUGGAUUCUACUCGGGAAGAGGGAGGACGAUGCUUGCCGGGUAUUCCUCGGUAACAACCACUCCGUUGACGGCUUCUGGCCCCCGUCCGGCGCCUUAUGCUUUGGGUCGGCCGGUCCGCAUUGGCGAAGACGGCUUUCCCGGCCCUACUCACUCUCAUCCGGCAACGGCCAACAUCCACCGGGCCUCGAACUCUUCCGUCACGUCGAAUGCCACGGCGAUUCCUGCGGGUGGUGCCCACGGCGCCCUCGUCGCCUUCGUCCCACCUGCAUCUCCUCCCAGUACGGCCGCGAUGUCCGCCAAUGCCUCGAAUGACGAGGUUGAGGCGGAGUUGAUGCGCCUGUUGGAGGGAAUGCAGGGGACGUUGAAUGCGGCGAGGGAGGUCGUGGGAGGACUUGAGAGGAGGAGAGAGAGGGGAGAGGAGGAGGAAUGGGUGUCUGAGGAGGAGUAG
Cladophialophora bantiana CBS 173.52 is the source of this 3888-nucleotide messenger RNA. RefSeq lists its product as uncharacterized. NCBI's taxonomy places the organism in Eukaryota, Fungi, Ascomycota, Eurotiomycetes, Chaetothyriales, Herpotrichiellaceae. The transcript is spliced from 6 exons. Bases 1 to 3888 code for a protein of 1295 amino acids. Gene Ontology annotation, biological process: protein phosphorylation. The record is from RefSeq and is a predicted model, not a curated record. Gene Ontology annotation, molecular function: ATP binding; protein kinase activity.